Leptopilina heterotoma is the source of this 3680-nucleotide messenger RNA. It is a transcript of the gene GAPcenA, whose product is annotated as rab GTPase-activating protein 1-like. The record is from RefSeq and is a predicted model, not a curated record. The transcript has 18 exons. Lineage: Eukaryota; Metazoa; Arthropoda; Insecta; Hymenoptera; Figitidae. The coding region runs from base 353 to 3472 and encodes 1039 amino acids.
UGCGCGACAGUCAUUUUUUCAAUUCUUUCUAUCAAUCGCGAGAUUCUCAUAAAAAAUACAGAAACGAUGUAAGUAUAUUAUUAAAAAAACAUAUCGUGAGGUGCAAUGGGCACAAAAUAUCCAUAGGAAGAAAUUUUUUCCCAACAAAUGUGUUUAAAAAAACUGGAAAACAAUUGGAAUAUGACAGUUGUGCUUUGGUGAUUCUCUGUCCUUGCAAUAUAUCUAUAAUAGUUCUCUUCGCAGGGGGUAUCAAAAGAUUGCAAAAAAAUCAACUAUAAUUAAGGCGUUUCACAAUGUUCUUCGAUAAUUUUUGAAAUGAUCUGAAUCAUCUCGCAACGUUCCUGACUUCGUUAUGGAGGAUAGUAUGAGUGUUAAGUCAAUGGAAUCUGUGGCGACAAGCGAUGAAUAUGAAUUUGUAAGUGACAAAGGUAUCACGAAACAACAAUCGCUACUUGAACCGCCAAUGCUUAAAAUUGCCAAUAACGGCAAUUUAGAGGAUCUGCAAAACAACCUUCGCGAGGUACUAACCGAAGAUUCAAAAAUGGAGGGCAAUGGAGUUGGUGAUCAAAAAAUAUUAAAUACACAAGUUUGUCUAAAAACAAAAUCAGUUGGUCAAAGUAAAUUUUAUGACGUUGCCUCUUCGACUGUCACGCCCGAGAAACAAGAUAUUAUGAAACCUGAUGAUUACAGUGAUGAUAUUAUUGUUUCAGAAUUAAAUGUAUUGACCGAUGUUCAACAAGAGUGUACAAUUUUCAAUGGGGUCACUUAUCUUGGUUCGGCUGCAAUUAAUGCUCCAAAAUCUGAAAGCGAAAUUCAGAGGAAUAUGAAAAUUUUAAAUGGUGAACAAUCGUUGAAUAAGGUUUCAGUCUCUGUGCCCAGCAGUUCGCAAGGAUGCGUCGUCCUCUACGAUGCUGGGACUCAGCAACCAAUAGCUCAAUAUGAGGUGCAUAGAAUUCUUUUCUACGCGAGGGGCGAAUGUAGUGGUCCAUGUACUGCGUGUUUUGCAUUUACAUGGUCUCACGGUGAUACAUUGGAAUCUGCCAUUUUUCAGUGUCAUGUUUUUCGGUGUGAUAUUCCAGAGGCCGUUGGACAAGUAUCAGCCUGUUUCGCCAAAGCAUUUCAAAGAUUUCCGCGAUCAAUGACGAAUUCUUUAACCGGAAGCGACUUUAAUGGUUUCAAUCCAGGAAGUGAAAAAAUCAAUUCUCGAAUGUUCAUUUUUGAAGUGACAAUGGAAAUAAAAGAGGAGGACGGUAAAGGUGCUUUCGCUACAGUUCCCAAAGAUAGAAAUUGUUUUAAAUUACGUAGCAAUGUCGCGAAACAGGUGUGUCUGAGUAUUCAGCAAGUGUCUCGAGGCGAAGGUGGAAUUACUUUAGAAGUAGAAAGAUGCUUUGGCGUACUCGUUAGUCCUGGCAGAAAUGUUAAACACAGUGAUAUGAGAUUAUUGGAAAUGCAAGUCACGGCCGGUCCAUUAGUUCAAGAAAAGCAGUGCUAUAAUAUUUGUGGUCGAUGGGAUCCAGCGGAUCCUUCUUUAGAAUCUCUUAAUGUAGAAACACCGCGCGAAGGAAAAAUUUUCAUGACAUGCGCUGUCGAUUUAGUUAUAAGAGGAAUAAGAGAACCAGUCAGAUUUGCAAUAGAAACGGCCGUUAAAAUAUUCCCUCAAAAUGAAAGAUUCUGGUAUUUAAAUAAAAGGAAUCUAGUCCAACAAUUUUACCUCAAUUCAAAAGAGAUAAUAUCGGGAGAUGGAUCGGAUAUUCAUUACGAGGUUCAAAAUAUUGAAACGUCUGGUGAACUUGAUAGAAAUCGUUUGAAUCUUGCUCUCAAUUUAGCGUCACUAAUAAGAUCGCCUUCGCUCACGAGUAUCGAUACACUCACGCCAAAGGAAGAAAUCGAUUCAGAUGGAGACGAGCCAAUGUUGAGUGGCACUGGUGAAGUUUCAAAAGACUGUUCAGCUGACGAACUAGCAAGUUGGGCGGAAGUUUUAGACAGUUGGCAAUUUAACGAGCAGCGUCCUAAACUUUUAAUCAAAUUAACAAAGCAAGGAAUUCCUGAAGCUUUGAGAGGCGAAGUCUGGCAGAGAUUAAGUAAUUGCGAUAAUUCUCAAGAAAUGAUGGACAGAUAUCGAAUGUUAAUUACUAAAGAAAGUACUUGUGAAAGCGUAAUUUUGAGGGAUAUAAAUCGAACUUUUCCUGCGCACGAUUUUUUCAAGGAAACCGGAGGAUUGGGCCAAGAUUCGCUCUACAGGAUAAGUAAAGCGUAUGCCGUUUACGAUGAAGAAGUUGGAUACUGUCAGGGCCUUAGUUUCUUAGUCGCCACUUUAUUAUUACACAUGCCGGAGGAACAAGCUUUUUGCGUUCUGGUCAAAUUAAUGUACGAUUAUGGAUUACGUGACUUGUAUAAAGAUAGAUUUGAUAAUCUUCACAUGAAAUUUUAUCAACUUCAACGCCUAAUCGAGGAUCAAUUGCCGGAACUUUACAAACAUUUCUGUGAUCGCGGCGUAGAGACGCACAUGUUUGCCGCACAAUGGUUUCUUACUCUUUUUACCACCAAAUUUCCCCUGUAUCUAGUUUUCCACAUUUUGGAUGUUUUUCUCCUCCAGGGACUCGACACUCUCUUUCAAGUAGCAUUAGCUUUACUCAUGUUGUGUAAAAAAGAACUACUCCAGCUCGACUUUGAGAGCAUUUUGAAAUACUUCCGAGUUCACCUGCCAAAGCGUUGUCGUAAUGAAGAAGUGUCGCGUUACGUGAUGAAGCUUGCAUGUUCGAUAACGCUGAAAAAACUAAAGAAGUACGAAGCCGAGUUCAUGACCCUCAAAGAGGCACAGGAAAACGCGGAUGAAUACAGUAACGAAGUGGAACAACUUCGUUGUUCAGUUGCCAGAAAUGAGGAGGAAAAACAGAGAUUGGAGGCUGAACUUCUUCAAGUUAAAGAAAUAUUACAGCGUGAAGUUUCUCGAGCUGAUACCGAAAGCAGAAGAAAUAAUGUCAUCAUUGCCGAAUAUAAACAGAUUUGCCAACGUUUAGAGGACGAUUACAAUGCUGCAAAAACGGCUUUGAGUGAUUUACAUACGAAGAUAUCGAAAUGUGAUAAAUGUAGGAAUUACUUGAAGGAAUCGGCCAAUAUUCUAGCGGAUAUUGCUCAUCCCUUAGAAAAUCGAAUAGAUCCAAUUCUCAAUAGAGCUCAGGAAAGGGUACGUGAACUUGAAUUGGAACUUGCUCAGACAAAAUUGGCUCACGUGGAGGCGGAAUGUAGAAAUCAGGACUUGACACAUCAAUUGCACGCAACUGCGGCUGAAUUGACGGCAGCUAGAAACAGUUGGCCAUGGCUUAGUAAAACAUUGUCGAGCAUUAAGGAAGCGGCGAAUAAACGAGAAGUGAUAGGACCCGGAGUUUUGAGACGAGACAGUGCACCAGGAGGCGAGAUGCGACACACUAUUCACUCACAGAGUCGUGAUAAUCUCAAAGAAGUUGUGUGAUGGUUAAAAAAAGAAGAGUCAAUUCACGAGAUAUAUGAAAGAAAAAACUCGGUGCCACACACAGUCAGGUAUUCGUCCGCGAAGUACAUAUUAAAAUAAUUAUAUGUAAAAGUUGACGUCGUACCUAAUUGUCACGUCGAUUCAAAUUGGUGUUUGCUUUGACACAGCCUCACACGCACUGAUUAAACGUGCCGUUUUCUUUUUCAUA